Molecule: messenger RNA, 2946 nt
Organism: Pseudo-nitzschia multistriata
Lineage: Eukaryota; Bacillariophyta; Bacillariophyceae; Bacillariales; Bacillariaceae
Source: the annotation of a GenBank genome assembly
CGAUGAAUGUGAGAUAUCAGCUGGUUUGAUUCCAUUCUCAUCCCCUUGAUCUUCUUUCACACCAAGUUUUCGAAGAACCAGCACCAUACCCUUUCUGCCAUACUCGUGUGCCCAAAACAUUGGUCCUCUUCCAUCUGAACUGCGAACAUGCGCAACUUCAGGGAAAGAAGAAAGCAGUGACAUAAAUUCAUCAACUUCGCCGUUCUUGAUCGUUUGCCACAAUAAUCCGGUCUGCGGGGUAUCAGACCACUCCUUGUUAAUCUCUUCAAUGCGAUCGUCUGCAAUUCGCUUAAAAUUUGGUUUAUCUUCAGGGGGGGGACGUCCUUUUUUCCUGCGAGAAACAAACGAAACAAAAAAAAAAACGUUGAGAGCACGUGAUGAAAAAAAUUGCUUUCUUUCGCUUCGUGCAACGUCCAAUACUUACUUCAAAUUCUCAAAGUAUUGUUUUUGAUACUCAUCAUCACCUCCUUCCCGGUUGAAGUCUUCCAAUUGAUCAAAGUCUCUCUUCUCUGCAAGAAUUUUUUCCAGAGCAGGCGGGUACUGUCCAGGACAGUACCAGGAACCAGGCGCAUCGCACACACGGUUGUUCUCCACCCAUUCCUUCGAUUCCUUCGAUACCGACAAAAUUUUGUAAAUGCGGACUUUACCAUACUUGCUGCGGAAAACUUCUUUCCAACGAUUUGGAUCAGCUUCCACUCCGUCUACAAUCCGAUUACUAAUAAGCUUAUACAACAAACUUUCACCGAGUUGCUUGCUUGGCACUCCACCCCUCUGUUAUCGAAUGAAGAAAGACCAAAUUACAAAUCAAGUGUAAAUUACAGGAUGUUGGAGAACAUACUCUGGUCAAUUUAAAGAGAUAUUCAAAAACUUACUUUCAUACUGAAGGAGCGGCAUGUCGGCUCCGAACAGAGUCCUCUAUAGACAGAAUUUGCGAUUCGCUUCAGAUGAGGACUCUUUGCCACGUCGUCACCGCCACCUCCCGCCCAGACCAACACAUAAUCUGCGAGAUGACGAGCGAUACGGUGCGCAUCCUUUUCCGGUCCUGUCAAAAUUCGUCCCAAGAGAGCGAUAUGUUCAUGAUUCCACGUGUUGCCAUCAGCAAUUGUGGUUCUAUUUGCGAUACCAGUGAUCUGAUACCCGUAGUCCCACCAUGCCAUGAUGCGUGCAUCCUCAGGAGUAUUAUCGCGUACCCAGAAGUAGGCUUCUCGGUAAUCAUCGACAGUUACAACUUCGCCUGUGUGCCGGUUCGUACCCUUGGUAAUAAUUGUCGGAUGACUAAUCUGCUUUGCAAUUGCAUGGCAGACAUCAUCGAAAUUUUUGGCUACAGGCAUAACAUUGAGGGUUAGAUAGAUCCCCAUUCCCACACGAACACAACGAACCCAAAGGGGAUCAGAUGGGUUGAUCGGCUUCGUAGUCUUUGAAUAGACUGCCUCUGUCUUUUUCAAAGGCUUCUUUUUUGUUUCCUUGCUGCUUUUGCCUUUGUUCUUCUUUUUCUUCUUGGUGUCGGGGACGACAUCGUCGAGCCAAGAAUCAUCUGCUUCAGGUUCUGAAACGACAGCUUCCGGCUCAGCAAUUUCUUGCGACAGAAUUGACUCCAGAGUUGGACGGUGGUCUCCGAAAAUUCCCCCAAUACACCAGGCCCAGACAUAAGCCAAACAGAUUCCACCGCAAAUACUGGCAAUGGGUGCCGCAAGCAAGAUGAGGCGUACCAUUUUGAGACUGAAAAAGUACGCAGCAAUACCAUAAACAAACAAAAAAGAACUAGCUGGCGUGCAUCCGAUUAGAGUGACGAUGCCAAAUCCCAAUGGUGCCAAAUAGCAAACAACAUUCAAGUACUGAAAGUAUGCUUCACUCGAUGCGGCUUGGUGCUCUGCGACAGAGUCAACUAACGGGUUUCCAGUCUUGGUGUGCUUCACAAAUAGACCUCUCACACGCGAAGAAAUUGGACCGAAGUAUCCAGUACUGAAUAAAUAAAUUACUACCGGCAGUGCUGCGAUUCCAAAAGCGGCAGCAACUCCUGCUCGCACUGUCCAUUUAUUCAUGUCAGGAAAUUUCUUUUCGCAAAGUUUCAUCAACAUUAAGGCUUGCAUACCAACAAAAACUCCGAAUGGACCAAGCUGUUCCAAAGAUUUGAUCGGAGUCCAACCGACAACAGGAACUUGCAUAGCCAAAAAUGUUCCUACCGUAUAAAAGCUUGUGUAUGAAAAAUACAAGUGAUCAAACGGUAACUUGCGCAGCAGUAGAUUGACCAAGGCAUGGAUGCCAACAAGGUUGAUGACAAAAACAUAUCCUCCCCACGUUGCUACCAUGUAAAAAUACAUUACACCCGAAAAUGCACCAAAAGCGAUCGCUCUCGUGGUAUUGGCAGAGGAUAAGGUACAGACCCAACACAAGAAAGUCAGUUGCAUGGCAAAAGUGGCCACACUCUCAUUAUCGUAGCCACCACCCACACUGCGAAGCAAGUGGGCAGGUAUAAUGGCCAUGAUCAUAGCAGUGAAAGUAGCAGCUUCCAAGGCAGGCGGAUUUUUUUGAGAGGCUAGACCCCAAUUCGAACCUGUGUAUUGGAUUAGUAGCUUUUCGACAAUGCGUACCAGAGGUAUUACGAUGCCGGUUGUUAGCUGUGAUACCACCGGGAUAUCUGUCAACAAACUCUUACUUCUCGAAGUCUUUCCGAUCGAUGAAACUGCAGUAUAGCACAGGGCAGCUGUGGUCAUCGUUGCCAAAACUCCAAACCAGACCGGGACGUAACAACAAAUGUCAUUGAUCGACCAGUCAGGCAAGAAGAACAUCUUAAUCCAGACACUAGUAAAUUGCAUGCCAGGGUAAAUGGUGGUUCCCACCGGCCGUCCCAAAGGAUACCACGACAUAUAAUCGAACCACUUGAAAAAUCUGGAAGAACCAUUUGACCACAAAUACUAUCGUUUUCCAUAAAAGAAUUUCAACAAU